Labeo rohita (rohu) is the source of this 2454-nucleotide messenger RNA. Its product is annotated as GTPase IMAP family member 8-like. The record is from RefSeq and is a predicted model, not a curated record. Gene Ontology annotation, molecular function: GTP binding. The transcript has 2 exons. NCBI's taxonomy places the organism in Eukaryota, Metazoa, Chordata, Actinopteri, Cypriniformes, Cyprinidae. Bases 74 to 1036 code for a protein of 320 amino acids.
AACUACUGGAAAAGCAAAGCUGAACUUUGUGCUGUGUGGAAAUGAUUCAACCCACAAGAGCUCAGUGUCUAGAAUGUUUAGAGGGGCGAUGAUUAAACCAAUGAAUAAACUUUUACCUCAGGAAGAGAUGAGUAAAGUGUGUCAGAAGAGAGAGGGAACGAUUCAUGGACGACAGAUCAGUGUACUAGAGCUUCCAGCCCUCACUCGACUCUCAGAGGAGGAAAUGAUGCAGGAGACUUACCGCUGUCUGUUUCUCUGUGAUCCUGGAGUUCAUCAUUUCAUCCUUGUUACUCCUGUCAGUCCACUUACUAAUGAAGACAAAGCAGAAAUGGAGAAGAUUAAAAGAAUAUUUAAUUCUAAUGAGCACUUCAUGGUGCUUUUCAUUACUGAACUCACUGUUAACCAAAGUGUGAUAGAUUUUGUAGAAUCCACAGAAUCUCAGGGUGUUGUGAGUCUCUAUGGGAGUUGGUACGAUGUGAUAGGCUUAAAGGACCAGAGAAACUCCAGACAGAUUUCAGACCUGUUUGAUUACAUAGAGAGCAUGAAGACUGAACCCUAUUCUCUUCAGACAUAUAUAAGAGCUCCAGAGAGGAGAGUCAGACGCGAACUAGAGGAGAAACUGAGAGUGAGAGACAAUGAAAUCAAAGAAUUACAGAAGAAGAUCAAGACAUUGGUUCCAGAGGGUGCAAAUCUGAAUCUGGUUGUGUGUGGGAGUAACAGAGAAUUAAAAACCUUCAUAUCAAACCUGAUCCUGAAUCAGAGCGAGAGAAGAUCAGAGCUCAGCUCAGAGUGUGUGAGGAGAGACGUGGAGCUUCAUGGACGUCUGAUCAGUCUGGUGGAGCUUCCAGCUCUGUUCAACACUCAGCUCUCAGAGGAGGAAGUGAUGCGUCAGACUCACCGCUGUGUGUCUCUCUGUCAUCCUGGAGUUCAUGUUUUCAUCAUCAUCAUUCCUGAUGCUCCAAUUAAUAAUGAAGACAAAGCAGAAAUGGAGAAAUUAAAGAGAAUAUUUAGCACAAGAAUCAACAAACACUCAUGAUCCUCAUAAAGCAGAAUUCAGAGCAUCAGACAGAAAAACUGAAUGAAGAAACACAGUCUGUCAUUGAGAAAAAUCAGUAAAGAUAAUUCAAGAUACGUUUGGUGAAAACUCAUUAAAGUAUAUCAUAGUGCUCUUCACCAGAGGAGACUUUCUGAAGAACAAAAUCAUUGAACAGUAUCUAGGAGAACCUGGAUCUACCCUUAAAAACCUGACUGAAGCAUGUGGAAACAGAUUUCUUGUGUUCAAUAAUGAGACUGGAGACCGAACACAGGUGACUGAUCUACUGCAGAAGAUAGACAACAUGGUGAAAGUAAACGGAGGGAGUUACUACUUAUGUAAGAUGUUCAGAGAGAUGGAAAGAGAAAUGCAAGAACUACAGAAGAACAUACUGAUGGAAAAAGUGAAACAACUGAACAGAGAAAAAGAAGAACUGAUGAACAAACAUGAAGAAGAAAAAAAUAGGUUGAUAAUGAAAAUGGAGGAAGAUCAUGACAAAGAGAGAAGGAGAAGAGAAGAAAAAUAUAAAAGAGACAUUGAAGAAAGAGAGGAACAAGAGAGAGAGAUACGAGAGGAAUGGGAGAAACAGAAACAACAGGAAAGACAAAGAAGAGAAGAAGCGGAGGAGAAAUGGAGAAAGAAAGAAUGGGAAAUGUGGGGUGAAUAUAAUCAGAGACUUAAACAAGAGAUAGACAGAAUGAAGAUGAUGAUGGAGGUAGAAAGACAGAAUCAUGAUAAAGACAGAAAGAGAAGAGAAGAAGAGCAUGAAAGAAAGAGAAAGAAAGAACAUGAAACAUGGGAUGAAUAUUACCAGAGACUUGAAGAAGAGAUAGACAGAAUGAACAUGAUGAUGGAGGAAGAAAGAGAGAAUCAUGAUAAAGAGAGAAAAAGAAGAGGGAUUUAGGGACAGAGAACAGUAUAAAAAGAUACAUUAAAGACACAGAGGAACAAGAGCAAAAGAUGGAUGAAGAGCUGAAGAAAGAACUUGGGGAAUAGGAGAAACGGAAACAACAGGAAAGACAUAAAAUAGGAGAAGAAAUGGAGAAAGAAAGAAAAGUACAGGCAAUAUGGGAUGACUAAAAUCAGAGACUUAAAUGCAAGAUAAAGAAAAUCUUUAGUUCAAACAUGAAGACAAGAGAGUCCAUGAAACCGAAAUUAAGUAGCUUUUUUAUGUACUUUCCUUAUUUUUUAAAUGUACUGUACUAAGUGCAUAUAAAAUUAUUAAAAUUAUUUUGGAAGAAUUUUACGCAUGUUAAGUGUUCCUCCACCACCUUUCACAGGCUUCUUUACGAACUUUGGGUUCAGUCUUUCCCCAGUUUGAUGCCAAACGUCCUACUGUGAGAUUCACAAUGAGCAGGAAACAGGAAAGUGUCCUCUAAGUUAAAGGUGACCGUGAUAUUGCCUGAUUUUUACUGUUUAUA